Cryptococcus wingfieldii CBS 7118 is the source of this 1986-nucleotide messenger RNA. Its product is annotated as E1-like protein-activating enzyme Gsa7p/Apg7p. The record is from RefSeq and is a predicted model, not a curated record. Bases 1 to 1986 code for a protein of 661 amino acids. Gene Ontology annotation, cellular component: phagophore assembly site; cytoplasm. NCBI's taxonomy places the organism in Eukaryota, Fungi, Basidiomycota, Tremellomycetes, Tremellales, Cryptococcaceae. The transcript has 10 exons. Gene Ontology annotation, molecular function: Atg12 activating enzyme activity; Atg8 activating enzyme activity. Gene Ontology annotation, biological process: C-terminal protein lipidation; protein modification by small protein conjugation; autophagosome assembly.
AUGCCCAUUCUCACCAUCAGCCCACACAAGUCACAGCCAACCCCGGAGUUCUGGUCAGCCCUCACAGCCCACAAGCUCGACCAUCUCAAGCUUGACGACUCGUUCGUGCCGAUUCAUGGUUAUCUCGAGCAGGGCAAGCGCGUGGUCAUCGAUAGAAAUGCUUCGCAGGAGAGUGAUGACAAUAGAGUGGGGAUAGAUGGGAGUGCUGUGCUGGGUGGGGAUGCGUUUGUGGCUGGGGAGAAAUCACUCCCCAACACCAUGCCCAUGCGAGGGACUUUGAAGCUAUUCAACACCAUUGAAGAGUUCAGUAGUACCGACCUGAAGAAGAAGGUCUUCCAUGAAGUCGUCCAACAGAUGCUGCAAUCAUUCGACACUGAUACACCCCUCUUGAACACUUUUCUCCUCGUCACCUUUGCCGAUCUGAAAAAGUACAAGUACCACUACUGGUUUGCGUUCCCCGGUUUUGUCGCCAGUCCGCCGUGGAACUUGAAUGGGGAUCUGAGCCCUGCAAACGCCGAGGAAAUCGAAGAAAUACGGGCUCUGAGCUCGAAGCUCGACAACCAAGAAGCGUACAUUGUCAGGGGAUCCACUGGGCAGCGUCAAGUAGCGCCGUUAACGUCUUGUUCUGCAUUCUUUGACCAAGGUGAACAGCAUCAGGUCACCAUCGCCUUCCACGACCCCUCCUCAUCCCCCUCUUCCCCCGGCUGGCCUAUCCGCAACUACCUCUUCUACCUCAACGUCAAACACAACGUACACACUGCCCGUAUCAUCUGCCUGCGGGAAGGCGGCUCCAGUCUUGAAGGUAUCGUAAACCUUGACAAGACUCAGAAUGCGCAGGAAGCAAAGGCAGUGGGGUGGGAGGUGAAUAAGGCAGGGAAGUUGGGGAGUCGGGUGGCGGAUUUGGGACCUUUGUUGGAUCCUGCUAGGCUCGCGGCUCAAGCUGUCGAUCUCAACCUCAAGCUCAUCAAAUGGCGUAUCAUGCCGUCUUUGAACCUCGACAAGAUCUCGCAGACCAAGUGUCUUUUGUUAGGCGCCGGAACGCUGGGAUGUUAUGUUGCACGUGUUCUUAUGGGCUGGGGUGUCCGAAACAUAACAUUCGUUGACUCCUCCACCGUCUCCUACUCCAACCCCGUCCGCCAACCGCUCUUCACCUUCACCGACUCCCUCUCCAACGGCAAACCCAAAGCCCAAUGCGCCGCCGACGCCCUCAAAUCCAUCUUUCCCGGUGUCAACGCCCAAGCGCACGCCUUUUCCAUCCCCAUGCCAGGCCAUCCGCCGGGAAAAACGGUGGGGGAGGAUGUGGAGCGGUUGGAGGGGUUGGUGAGGGACAGUGAUGCGGUUUUUUUGUUGAUGGAUUCGAGAGAGUCGAGGUGGUUGCCGACGGUGAUGGGGGCGAGGGAAGGGAAAGUUGUUAUUAAUGCUGCGCUGGGGUUUGAUGGGUAUCUUGUUAUGAGGCAUGGUGCUGGGGUUGAUGCUGCGCGAGAGGGGGCGGGAGGGAAGAGGUUGGGAUGUUACUAUUGUAACGACGUUGUCGCUCCUGCCGAUUCGUUGAAGGAUAGGACGCUUGACCAGAUGUGUACCGUCACUCGCCCGGGGGUGGCGCCUAUAGCAGCAGCGAUGGCUGUCGAGCUGCUCGUCUCGCUUUUGCAACAUCCUCUCGGCAUCAACGCCCCAGCAGACUCCUCCACAUCCUCCACAAUCGAUACCCCCUCCCCACUCGGGCUGGUACCGCACCAGUUGAGGGGCACCUUGCAUGAUUGGAAGACGCAUUUGGUGGAGGGAGCUGCUUAUGAUAGGUGUACUGGGUGUAGUAAGACUAUUGUCGAAAAGUACAAAUCCGAAGGCCUCCCCUUCCUCCUCUCCGUCUUCAACAAUGCGAAUGUGCUCGAGCAAGUUACGGGGUUGGACAAGUUGCAAGAGGAGGGAGAGAGGAUGAUGGAGGAGAUGGGGUUGGGGAGCGAUGAUGAGGAUGGGGAUGACUUUUAG